This is a messenger RNA of Schistocerca serialis cubense, 606 nucleotides long. RefSeq lists its product as uncharacterized. The transcript is spliced from 4 exons. The record is from RefSeq and is a predicted model, not a curated record. The coding region runs from base 13 to 606 and encodes 197 amino acids. NCBI's taxonomy places the organism in Eukaryota, Metazoa, Arthropoda, Insecta, Orthoptera, Acrididae.
GGCUGUCAGAAGAUGAACUACUCGCUCCUGAAGUACAUAUUUGAGAAGUGUCCGAAGAUAGAGAAGCUGAUAAUCGCCAACAACUUACUGGCCGACCGACAGUACGCGGAGUUGGUGUCACGCCUGGAACACUUGCAGAGCCUGGAAGUGUUCGAGAAUCGGAGAGGUGCGGGGCCCGUGCUGCUGCGCUUCCUGGCAGACACCUGCUCGAAGUUGCGGGAGAUAAACCUCAGCUGUGACUACCACCCACUGGAGGACGUCGAGUACUUCGUGAAGGCCAAGAGGGACACACUCACUUCUGCCACCGUGCGCUGGACCAUGGCGGGGAAGAGAUGUGUGGUUCCCGUGCUGAAAGAGGCCGCCAGCUCUCUCGAGAAACUGCAGCUGCGCCUCUUUGACGUGGCACCCAAGGAGGAGGCCGCGACGUUUGCAGAUCUCGGAGAGCUGCACAACCUGUGUGAACUGCACUGCAACCAGCUCUGCCCGCACCGGCCUCGCCUCAUCUCUCUCGCCUUCCAUUGGCGAGUGGUGCGACGAGAUGACUUCGUGCAGGCUCCCUCGGUGACGCAACAGCAGCAGCAGCAGCCCUCAAACAACGUGCUUUAA